Messenger RNA from Dracunculus medinensis (Guinea worm), 663 nucleotides. Lineage: Eukaryota; Metazoa; Nematoda; Chromadorea; Rhabditida; Dracunculidae. The record is from the annotation of a GenBank genome assembly.
AUGAACCUUCUUAUACUUGAAUGUUUCAUUCCAUUUUUUACAUUUGCUCAAAAUUCUAUUGAACAAGAAAUUCUACUAGCAAUUUCCAAACAUUCAAGGAAGAAACAUCACAGUCAUAAGGAAACUCGUUCUCGAUCUCAUAAAAAGCAUUCUUCAUCGUCUUCGAGUGGUUCAUCGGAUUUAGAUGUUAAACAUCUUCCAUCUUCUUUCAGAAGUUCUGGAGCGAACAUAUCAGAUGUAAAACAGUCCACUUCUUCGGUUAUUGAACUUGAUAAAAACGAAGAGAUUUGUGAUCUACAGUCUUAUAUCAACGAGAGGUCUGUUCUUGUUCGUCAUGUAUUUGCCUCUAUUACACGUGCUGAUCUCAGAAAACUUCUUCCUGGUUCUUUAAAGAACCUUGAAAUCAAAACCUUAAUGACCAUGUGCGUUGAUGAAUUGGAAGGAAUGUCGAAUAAGCGAAUAUUGGCCAUAAUUGAAGGUUCUGACUUGUUGGAAAGUAGCGCAGAUGAACAAGAUUCCGGAGGAUUACAAGAAAGCAAUAAUUUUGCCCAAUCAGCUCAUAAAGGUCAUCAUGCAGAGAUCGCGGUAGCAGAUUCAACAACAUCCGAAUCAUUUAAAAAAGAAGGUUUGCCCACAAAUCAGACAAGUUGUGGCGAAUCAUAA